Molecule: messenger RNA, 534 nt
Organism: Belonocnema kinseyi
Lineage: Eukaryota; Metazoa; Arthropoda; Insecta; Hymenoptera; Cynipidae
Exons: 1
Coding region: 1-534 (177 amino acids)
Source: RefSeq, a predicted model, not a curated record
AUGUUGCCAGAAAAUAUCAUUAUCGACUUUAGUACAGAUGGUGCUAAAGUGGAUGAAGGCCUGGAUCAAUUCUGGCCACAUCAAUAUAGAAUAUUAAAUAUUUCAGACAAAAGACCUAUAAUAGCAGGCAUAUUCCAAGGGAGACACAAACCAACCAAUCCCUUUGAAUUUUAUGAACAAUUUGUUCAAGAAAUUACACAAGUACGUGAAGAAGGUGGAAUUUUAAUAAGGAAUCGACGACUUCCUUUGAUAUUACGAUGCUUCAUUGCCGAUGCACCUGCGAGGGCAUUCGUUUUAAAUCACAAUGGCCAUACUGCGGCACAAGCCUGUUCUAAGUGUAAAGUAGAAGCUCACCGAUGUACAGUUGCGGGCGUUGCCGGGACAAUGGUCUUCCCAGGCUUUAGACAUGAACUUAGAACAGACGAUGAUUACGAGAAUGUCAUCGAUGAAGAUCAUCACAAAGGCAGAAGUCCUUUAUCGCCUCUGGUGGGAUUGGUUACACGUGUUCCAUUUGAAGCUAUGCAUUCUGUUUGA